GAGCCGCUCCCGCCACUACAAGGUGGCGCCGGUCUCCUGCUUCCUGGUUCUUCUUGCCAGCAUUGCUUUGGCGGGAGCGGUUCCCGCCAAAGGCUUUGCGAUCUGCGCAUGUGCCACCUUAUGCUAAUGUAGGCUUAUGUGGUCCUCCAAUUAGGGAUCAUAUGCUAAUCAGGUUUUGUGUGGAGCACCAAUCACAGACGAACACGUCGCCUUGACUGGCUAUUUAAGCAGAGCACAACCCGGGGUCUGGGUCCUUCCUUCACCAUCUGCUAAAAGAGCUGUAACAAUAAAGUUGUUGCUGGACCCUCCUCGGUUGCCGCGUCAUCCUUAUCGGCGAAGGCUGCGCGCGACAAGUGGUGCCGAAACCCGGGAAGCCGCCGAACCCGGGUAGAGGGACAGCUUUGAGGACCCCGACUGCUCGUCGGAAAGAGGAUCCAAGCCAGUGACCUGAGAAACUCCGGAGACUUUUCAGCAAGGACCAAGAAAAUCCGAUUUGGGUUCCAGCGCGGCUGACCAGAGUGGUCAAGCAAGAUGAGCCUGAUCUUAACCCUGAUCCUGAUCUUGAGCGGAGUGCAGAUGGACCUGAAGGUGGAGACCCAGGAGAUCCGCUGGGGGAUCCUAUCAACAUUCCCACGACCAAUGCCAGUCAUGUAUGAUGCACAAGUCUUCCCCCGUUUCUUUACCACCAAUGACUCCAUUGGGCUACCAUAUUUGCCAAUGUCUCAGGACAUAGCCCCUAUACCAGACAACAACACCCAGCCAAAUAACGGCAGUCUUUGUUUUACAACCAACCAGACUCAUGCUGACUCAUGUAUAAAGCUAGGAAAUUUUUCUUAUGCCAAGUUAGGAAAAGAGACCAUCAGGAAUCGUACAUCUUCAGCUAAUGCUACGGUCCUUUUUGGAUGGUGGCCACAGCACGGUUCAUCUUAUGGGAGCAAUGAACGAAAGCACCAACCUCAGUACGCCCCCUUCUGCACUGGCCGGCAUGCGGACUCUUCAAUUAUUUUCCCAUGGACGGGCUGUCAGAGUCGCAGAGCGCAUCUGCUCGAAAAUGGACUCUUUACCUUUUCACCCUUGGAAGGGUAUGGAAAUUACACCGAAAUGAGUCCCUGGAAUUACCCCACCAAUCCCUUUAAUAUUUGGCUGCUGUGUGGUGUUGGUGGCAGUUGCACAGAUCUCUCACCCAUGGUCACCAUUUUGGGUGGAGCGACAGCUACUACCACUCUGCUUGCAAAUGUCAGACCUGGAUCCAUAUCCGCGACGGAAUUAGGAGGACUAAAGUCGGUGGAGCCCACCCCAGUUUGUGUUUGGCCUCCAUUUGUUUGGACAGUUUGUAAUUAUGCUGGAUGUUUUUAUGCUCUGUGUUGGAAUGCUAGUGAGUAUGACUUGGCUACUGUAGCCCGCAUGCCCCGUUUUCUGCCUAUUCCAGUGAGGACUAGUAGUUCUUUGGCCCUAUUUCGUCAAAAGCGUGAUUUUGGUAUCACCGCAGCAAUAGUGGCUAUUAUAGCCACUGCGGCGGUCGGAGCCUCCCUGACUAUAUCAGCCUUAGCAUUAAAUGGCCAGGUUGCCACGGCUCAUACCCUCAAUAAUUUGUCAGCAUCAGUUAGUGAAGCGAUAGAUAUACAGGCUUCCAUGAACAAUCAGUUAAAAGGAGGAUUAAUGAUAGUUAAUCAACGUAUUGAUUUGGUUCAAGAACAGCUAGAGAUUUUGUGGCAGCUGGCUCAGUUGGGAUGCGAAACUACAUUACCAGGAAUUUGUGUAACUUCUGUUCCAUAUAACAGGUUUACUAGGGCUGCAAAUUUAUCCAUAGAAUUGUCUCGUUUGCUGCAAUCUAAUUGGUCCGCCGAAUUUGAUGAGACAAUAAGAAAAUUACGCCUAGCAAUUGUUCAAAUUAAUUCCACUCGCCUAGACGUUUCCAUUACUCAAGGAUUGUUUAAUUGGGUGUCCUCCGCCCUCUCCUAUUUUAAGGAGUGGGUUGGAGUGGGAAUGUUUGGAGUAACCCUGUUUGCAGGACUGCUCCUCUGUUUUUGGUUGCUCUGCAGAUUCAAGAGACAACAACAUCUUAAAAAUGUGGCCAUGGUGCAGGCUAUGCUGGCUGUGGAACAGGGGGCAUCCCCCCAAGUUUGGCUUAACUUGCUCAACCGUUGAGACUCUGUCUAGAACUUAUGGCACCCCUGAAGGGCACAGGUUCCCAUUGCACCGGGAUGCUGUUCUGGACAGACCUCUGCACUCCCCAGGGCUCGGGUUCCCAUUGCACGGGGCUAAGGGUGCAGAGGGUCUCCUACACUGUGUAAACUCCUUGAUCGCUGAUGCUGUUGGCUCAGCAGGCUGAUCGGUGACCUCAUGGUGUGUUAAUUUUUCUGGUUGAAAUGGCCUUUAAUUAAUAAAAAAGGGGGAGAUGUCGGGAGCCGCUCCCGCCACUACAAGGUGG
This is a messenger RNA of Psammomys obesus (fat sand rat), 2431 nucleotides long. RefSeq lists its product as uncharacterized. Gene Ontology annotation, molecular function: structural molecule activity. The transcript is spliced from 2 exons. Lineage: Eukaryota; Metazoa; Chordata; Mammalia; Rodentia; Muridae. Bases 532 to 2148 code for a protein of 538 amino acids. The record is from RefSeq and is a predicted model, not a curated record.